Messenger RNA from Panicum virgatum (switchgrass), 951 nucleotides. Its product is annotated as transcription repressor OFP3-like. Bases 56 to 802 code for a protein of 248 amino acids. The transcript has a single exon. NCBI's taxonomy places the organism in Eukaryota, Viridiplantae, Streptophyta, Magnoliopsida, Poales, Poaceae. The record is from RefSeq and is a predicted model, not a curated record. Gene Ontology annotation, biological process: negative regulation of DNA-templated transcription.
CGCGAGCUGCUCCGCACAGCCUGCUGCUUAACUGCCAGUUGCUUGCUGCCACUGCAUGCCCUCUCUCCAACUACUCGCGCGCGCGCGUGCCGGAGCAGCGAGCGCAGGAGCAAGGCUGCAAGGGGCGGCGACGCGGAGAUCAGCCAUGCAGCUCUUCUCGGGCCGGAGCAAGGAGCGCAGGAGCGGCGGAGGCGGCAGCAACUGCCAGGCCGCGGCGGCGACGACUCGGCACAGGAGUGGCAGGUGCCGCGCGCUGUGCUGCGGCGCGUCGCGGCUGAGCGUGUCCUCGUCGGCGUCGUGCUCGUCCGCGGACGCGGCGCCGGAGCCGCUCCCCCUGCCGCCGCCGCCGCAUCCGCACCCGCGCGGCCUGUCCAAGCUCGCGCACAGGAUGGUCCAGGCGCGGCUGCAGUCGAUGAUCGACGCCGCCUCGGAGACCCCGGUGCCGCGCCGCGCGCCGGACGACGAGCCCGUCGCCGGUGAGCGGCCCCGCCGCGGCCUACCGCGCGCGUGGGCCCGCGGCGGCGGCCGCGGCUACGAGAAGAGCGCCCGCCGGGAGCCGGCGGCGGGCGUGCGUGCGUGCGUGGUGCUGCUGGCGGAGGACCGGCGGACGCACGACCCGCGGGAGGAGUUCCGGCGGUCCAUCGCGGAGGUGAUCACGGCGAAGCGGAUGGCCGAGCCCGCGGAGCUGCGGGCGCUGCUCAACUGCUACGUCUCGGUGAACGCGCGCGAGCACCGCGCCGCCAUCCUCCAAGCCUUCCACGAGGUCUGCUCGGUCCUCUUCUCCUGCAAGCAGCUGGGCUGAGCUGAGAGUUCGAUCGCCUUGGUGAUUGGGCUGCAAAUUAAAUGCAAGCGUGUAAUUAGCCAGUCGUCCUGUGAUUACCAAACGUACAAACGGGAAUGUGUGACUAUUGUUGUAGAGUGUAAUAAGUGGAGAGAAUUCCUUGAAUGCCA